AUGAGUUGCGGGAAUCCUUUGUAUUUGCAAUGGAUUCAAGAAUGGAUGGAGGAGUCGACUCGACGGUAUCCCAAGUCUUACCAGACAUGGAGAAAGGCAUAUGAUUCCAUGAAAAACUGUCCAGUCACUUUACAACACCCUUCACAAGCUUCUGCUUUAAAAGGAAUCGGGCCUACGAUAUGUGCUAAGCUUGAAAAGCGAUGGAUAGCUUAUUGUCGAGAAAAUGACAUACCGGUAACACCUAUUCCCCAGAAGGAAAGUGUGAACAAUUUGGAAGACCAGAAUGUCAAUGCUGCAGCACCUUCCUCCAAUAACGUAAAAAAGCCGACUGUUCGAAAGAAACGCCCAUACGUACCUGGUUAUAGAUCGGGUGCAUAUGCCAUACUUUGUUCUUUAUAUUCACUUUCAGUUCACGAAUUUGCUACGAAACCACAAAUAAUUAUUUCUGCGCAGAGGUUCUGCGACGCAUCGUUUGGGUCGGCUACCGAUGGGAAUCAACGUUAUACAGCUUGGAGUGCUAUGAAAACACUUAUAACGAAAGGCCUUGUUUAUCAAACAGGUCAUCCAUCGAAGUAUUGUCUUACCGAUGAUGGUGAAGAAGUCUGCACGCGUUUAGCAAGGGUUGAUGAUGCCUUUCGAAAAAAUGGUAGCCCUUUGCGAUUGAAGAAGAGCAACUCCACUCCAGCUAGCUUUCCUAGCUCAAAUAAUUUAAAAAAUAACGACGUAUUACAGCGACGUUUAGGAAAAAACAUGACAUUGAAUACGGUCUCACAGCAAGAAAUUAAUGUUGAAAACCAAUCAGAACUUGUGCUCUCAGAUGACGAAGAGAUGCAGGACAUAGCUGAUGGAGAAAAAACUGAUGUGGAUGAGCAUCAAGAAGAGCACCUCGUAGAUGAUACUAAUUCCAAUAUACCAAAUAUUGAUUUGACUGAUGUCAGUACAGCAGCCUCAACUGUGAACGUAGAGAAUCAGAAUGAUGUCCCUACGGAAGUUAUUCCAUUUGAGCGUUGUACCUUGGUUUUAUUAAUUGAUACUCGAGAAAUUCGGAUUCGUGGUGAUCGAAACACGGUAGCUGACAAGCUAAACAACGACCAUAACGUUUUGUGUGAAGUACGUGCUUUGGAACUUGGCGAUGCUAUAUGGAUUGCGAGAGAUAAAGUAACAGGUCAGGAAAUUGUUCUUGAUUUCGUCGUGGAAAGAAAGCGAUAUGAUGAUUUGGUAGCCUCAAUUAAAGAUGGGCGAUUUCACGAACAAAAGCGUCGUCUUACGAAAAGUGGAUUAAGCACUGUUUUUUAUAUCUUAGAAGAAUCUAACUUUGAUGAAAGCUUUUCUGACUCCAUCCAUACAGUCGUCUCCAACAUACAAAUUGAUCACUUAUUCCAUGUUCGUUGUACAAAGUCCUUGGAUCAUACUAUUUCCACUUUAGCAAACAUGACAAAACAUAUAGAAAGUCUGUAUCAAGACCGGAAAACAUUGAAACUAAUCCCAGAUUUAUCGGUGGAGGCAAAGACAUUUGAAUCCAUGAGAAAGCAUUUAGAGAGACUGGACCCAUCGGUUACCUAUCAUAUUACUUACAAUGCUUUUUCUUCUGUCUUGUCAAAGUCUUCUACUCUAACACUUGGUGAUAUAUUUGUUCGAAUGUUGAUGAGCAUCCGUGGUGUCAGCGCACAGAAAGCGCUUGAAAUCCAAAAGCGUUUUCCAACUUUUAUUGAUUUAUUUGAGUCGUAUGAACGAUGUUCAUCUAAUCAAGAUCGAGAGUUUCUUCUUACGAGAUCAUGUCAAGGAUUUGGAUCACAAGCCAUUGGUCCUGCUCUUUCAGCUAAAAUAGCCUACGUUUUUCAUCCAGAUUCAACAUAG
Schizosaccharomyces octosporus yFS286 is the source of this 1857-nucleotide messenger RNA. Its product is annotated as Holliday junction resolvase subunit Mus81. Gene Ontology annotation, cellular component: Holliday junction resolvase complex; nucleus. The coding region runs from base 1 to 1857 and encodes 618 amino acids. The transcript has 2 exons. Lineage: Eukaryota; Fungi; Ascomycota; Schizosaccharomycetes; Schizosaccharomycetales; Schizosaccharomycetaceae. Gene Ontology annotation, molecular function: crossover junction DNA endonuclease activity; DNA binding; 3'-flap endonuclease activity. Gene Ontology annotation, biological process: double-strand break repair via break-induced replication; mitotic intra-S DNA damage checkpoint signaling; DNA catabolic process. The record is from RefSeq and is a predicted model, not a curated record.